Musca vetustissima is the source of this 2586-nucleotide messenger RNA. It is a transcript of the gene rec, whose product is annotated as DNA replication licensing factor REC. The coding region runs from base 1 to 2586 and encodes 861 amino acids. The transcript is spliced from 5 exons. The record is from RefSeq and is a predicted model, not a curated record. Gene Ontology annotation, molecular function: single-stranded DNA helicase activity; ATP binding; single-stranded DNA binding. Gene Ontology annotation, cellular component: MCM complex; nucleus. Lineage: Eukaryota; Metazoa; Arthropoda; Insecta; Diptera; Muscidae.
AUGAAUCCUCCAGCCGGGCCUGGAGGUGCCCCUCGUUUUGGUCGUGGCAGAGGUCGAGGAGCAGGCGGCGGUGCUUUCAGACCAUAUUUUUUCUUCAAACGAAAUGGACGUACAAUUCCUGCCUGUGGACGAGGAACUGGUGGCGUUAGUCGCGGACGUAGUAGAGGUCGUGGCGCCUCUGUUCCGGCUCUACCAUAUAAUAUUCAGAAUCCAAUUAGCAGUAGCUUCUUACGUCCUCACUUCUAUGCUGCUCCAGAUGAUUCCGAACAAAAUAUCACAUCCAUGGCGAUCGAUACGCCAAUGGCAUGUGCCGGUUGGCGCUUAUAUUUCUAUGGAGAAACAUUUAGCGAAACUAGUGAAUUGGCGAAACGUCUGCAAAUCUUGGAAACUCAUUUCAACGGUAAUGCGGCCAAUUACGACCUCUUGAGCAUACAUCAGAAGGGUUAUUUCACGGUUAAUGCCAAUGUUUUGAACCAAGACAAUGAGUUGUUCCAACAAUGGCCAACUAUAAUGGAAGAUAUGUUGUAUAGGCCACGAAAAACGUUAGCAACAUUGGCAUUAGCAAUGCAUUCUGCGGCUACUCUAGUUGCAUUGGAUGCAUCCCUUAGCCAACAGGAAUGUACCAAGAAACAUUAUGUACCCAAAGUGAUAAAACCACGAAAAAUAUAUGCCCGUCCCAUGGGGUUUAUGGAAGAGCGGCCAAUGAAUGUGGUUGGAAAAUUAGAAAUUGAUCAACUGUAUUGUGUACGAGGCAUUGUGGCAUCAAUAGGACCUGUCGAUGCGUCUGUUACAUGGCUAGCAUAUAGGUGUGGUCGAUGUAAACAGGAACAGGCCAUAAAACAAAUUGGACCUUAUAUAAAUCGGCCGUAUUCCUGUAAACGUGAAGGUUGCCUUGCCAAAGCUGGAUUUAUUGAAGUAAGAUCGUCACCAUUCACCCGUAUUACCCCACGACAAAUGAUACGCCUUAGCGAGUCUCGCCUAGAUAUAAGUCCAUCGACUGAAGCGCAAAGCAAUCCCAGUCUAUGUGUUGAAUUACGACAUGAGUUGGUCGACACAAUUUAUUUGGGCCAAGAAAUUGUUGUGACUGGCAUACUGCGAAUACGUCCCUUACAAGAACAAAAUGAAUCUGAUAAGUACUCGGCCUUUUGUAAUCAAAUGGAAGUUUAUAUGAAAGCAACAACCAUUGUCGAUGGGAAGGCAGUUAAAUACAAAUUCUUGGAGGAAGAUAUCGAGGCAAUUACGACUAUUAACAGCGAGAGUAAUACCUUCAAGUUAUUGGUACAUUCAUUAGCUCCGGAAGUGCAUGGCCAUGAAAUUACAAAAGCCGGAGUACUUUUGUCUCUUUUUGGAGGUGCAGGCUCUCAGGAACAUGAUGAAGAGGAAAUCAAUAUCUUGUUGGUUGGGGAUCCUGGUGUUGGAAAAUCCAAUAUUAUCAAUAUGUGUUCCAAAAUAUCACAAAAAGGGUCCAUGAUUCAGGCCAAACGUGGUCCAUUUGCCAAUAGCAAAAAGCUUACAGCUAACGUAAGGGGUCGUACUAACUACAUUAUGGAUUGUGGCGAACUAUUAGCUGCCCGAAGUGGUCACUGUUCUAUUGAUGACAUCGAUCGACUAACCGCCCAAAUGGAAGCUUUUAUGAAUGUUCUUCAGGCGCAAAUGACCAGCUUGACAUUUCCAGCACUAUAUUCAACGUUUUAUACACCAACAUCAGUUAUUGCCACUGCAAAUUCCGUGCGUGGCCAUUAUGAUCAGUCUAAAACGCUAACCGAAAAUAUACGUAUAGCACCACAUUUAUUGUGUGAAUUCCACUUAGUUUUUGUUCUACUGGAUAAACCUAAUAAGGAUAUGGAUACAUCACUGUCGGAGCACAUAAGAGCUGUGCAUGCUGGUGCAAAAAAGAAUACAGCAAUUGCAAAAAAAUUUGAAAUAAAACCUAACAAUACAAUGGAGAUGUCUAUUGACGAUAGUACCAAUGACGGUGAAUAUGAUUUGUCGAAUAAAUUAAAAUUAAACCCGGAAGAGGAAGUGGAUAUGAACUUAUUACCAAUAACACUGAUGAAGAAAUUUAUAGUUUAUUCCCGCCAACAAGUAAAACCUUUGUUCGUGGACGGUGCCUGUGAAGAGUUAAAGAAAUUCUAUUUGGAACUAAGAGAACAGGCUGAGGGUUCCCAGUUUUCUAUAUCUUCAGGUCAUUUAGCUGGUCUAAUACGUCUAUGUCAGGCUCGCGCCCGAAUAGAUUUUUCCAGUGAAGUAACACCGGUACAUGUUCGCGAUGUUGUUUGCAUUGUUAAGCAGAGCAAUAAUGAUUUGGUAUUAGGUGAUUAUAUUGAUACAAAUCCAGCCACGGCGGUAAUGUCAUCAACCACUCCACGGGGCAGCGGGACUCAAGCGAAUGUAAGAAAAUUUCAUCAAAUUCUACAAAUGCGUUCGGGUGCUGUGUCAAGAAGAAUUUUCGAAUUUGAUGAAUUAAAAGAUAUGGCUCGGCGUGUCGGCAUUUCAUGUGGUGUAACCAAUAUUGUGGAUAUUUUAAAUCUGCAAGGUAUUUUAUUGAAGAAAGGACCAAACAUGUAUGAAUUUAUGUGUGAUUAA